Molecule: messenger RNA, 2034 nt
Organism: Dunckerocampus dactyliophorus (ringed pipefish)
Lineage: Eukaryota; Metazoa; Chordata; Actinopteri; Syngnathiformes; Syngnathidae
Gene: slc3a2a
Product: solute carrier family 3 member 2a
Exons: 10
Coding region: 140-1672 (510 amino acids)
Biological process (GO): carbohydrate metabolic process; amino acid transport
Source: RefSeq, a predicted model, not a curated record
AGGAGGAGUGGCCAGCAGAGUCGCUUCAUAAACGCGCAGAGCUCCUUUGUAAGUAGAUUACAACAAACUGCCUUCAAGAAAGAUUUGAAAAAUAACUACUACACGGGAAGGAUUAUAAUUUACACUUCACAGACUAAAGAUGAGCAAGGACUCAGAGGUGGACAUGAAGGAUGUGGAGCUCAAUGAGCUGGACCCUGAGAAGCAGCCCAUGACCGGCGAUGGCCAGACUGUAGGAGGUGAGAAGAAUGGAAGCGUCAAAGUGAAGGUUCCGGAGGAGGAUGUUACAUUCACUGGCCUGUCCAAAGAAGAACUCAUGAAGGUUGCAGGCACUCCAGGAUGGGUGCGGACCCGCUGGGUGCUGCUCAUCCUCUUCUGGCUGGGUUGGGUGGGCAUGCUGGCUGGGGCCAUCGUCAUCAUAGUGCAGGCUCCACGCUGCAAACCCAUUCCGGAGAUGAACUGGUGGAACAUGGGACCUUUAUACCAGAUAUCUGACCUUGAGGCUUUCUCCAAUGGACUGGCAGGUGUUGAGAAUAAAUUGGACAAUGUCAACCAGCUGAAGGUGAAAGGUUUGGUGCUCGGCCCUAUUCACACGGUGCAGGCUGACAAGCCAAACACUUUGGACUUGAAACGGAUUGACCCUACUCAGGGAAGUGAGAAGGACCUCCUUGCUGUCUUGGAAAAGGCUCAUAAGAAGGGUAUUUCUGUGGUGCUCGACUUGACUCCAAACUAUCUGGGAGCGUCUCCAUGGUUCAGCGACAGCGUCCUUAACGAUGUCGUGAAUGAUGUCCAGGCUGCGGCGAAACACUGGCUUAGUCUGGGCGUCAACGGCAUCAAGAUUUCCGGCCUUGCCUCAGCCUCCAAUGCUCUGGACUGGUCCAGCCUGCAGGGCACGGUCCAGGGCAACGAUACGGAGGAUGCCAAGAAACUGCUGAUGGGCGUGGCUGAAGGUGUUUCGGUCACUGAGGUGUCCCAGCUGGUCAAUGGCUCCAGCGCUGAUCUGGUGCUGUCGGACCUGCUCAGCACUAGAAGUAAAGGCGGGGAGCGCAUCAACGCCUUAGACACCCUGCACCUUCAGCAGAGAAGCCUGGCUUGGGGUCUUGGCGCCGCCCAACGGGACCAACUGUCCAAACGGGCCGCAUCUCAAGCUUUGAUUCGCCUCUACCAGCUGCUGCUCUUCACCAUGCCCGGAACGCCCGUGUUCAACUAUGGUGACGAAAUCGGCCUCCAGAUGCAGGGUGACGAAUCUCCCAAGAUGGUUUGGAACAUUGAGAAGGAGCCAGAGGAGGGAGCUGCUGUCAACGAGACUUCAGAGGCCGAACGUAAAGAAUACAUAGCAGUGAGAAAAUGGUUCAAAUCUCUCAGCGACCUUAGAGGUAAAGAGCGCUCCCUCCUCCACGGCGAUUACUACUCUCUCCAGUCGUCCGCCACCUCCCUCUCUUUCUUACGCUUGUGGGACCAGAGCGACAGAUUCAUCACGGCAGUUAACUGGGGCUAUGCGCCGGAGACACUCGAACUCAAGCUCCCACCAACAGAAGGAGUCGAGUUGCCAGAAUCAGCACUAGUGAAGGUGUCCACUGAUCCAGAACUGGAGGUAGAUUCCAAAGUCCCCCUAGACAAAAUCACCGUGGGACCUGGACAAGGUGUUCUUCUGCACUUCCCUUACACAGGCUGAAGAUGGCGCCAGGCUGCAGGAAAGUCACCAGUAGUUUGACUUUUAGUUUUGUUUUAAGACAGGAGUCAAUCUGAUGUAUGAAGAAUAAAGGUGGCUGCAGAACAUUUCUUUUUACAUAUUUUAAAGGAUUUGGCUAAACAAGAAUUGACAAAUACCAGUGUAUGGCCAGCUGUUACAAUUUUGGAGUUUAUUUUUAAAAGUCAUUUUAGAUGUGCACUCAGUGAAAAUACAUAUUAUUCAGACAUUCCAUUCUUCAAAAGAAAUUGUACUUUUAGUAGUUUGGCUGUGUGUAUGACAGAAAGAGAAGAAGGAAAAAGAGUUCAAGAAAACUCAAGAGAAAUGAAUAAAAGUUCUGUACUGGC